Molecule: messenger RNA, 3987 nt
Organism: Schistosoma haematobium
Lineage: Eukaryota; Metazoa; Platyhelminthes; Trematoda; Strigeidida; Schistosomatidae
Product: Glycogen synthase kinase-3 beta
Exons: 12
Coding region: 693-1778 (361 amino acids)
Biological process (GO): signal transduction; protein phosphorylation
Cellular component (GO): cytoplasm
Molecular function (GO): ATP binding; protein serine/threonine kinase activity
Source: RefSeq, a predicted model, not a curated record
UUUGAAUCCUGUCUACCGCGCGUUGGCGGAAUCGGCAAUGUUGGCGCGUUUCCAAAACUACGUAGUGUUAUGACUUCUGUGGAGUUAAAGGCAAAAGCGAACAGCGAAUCUAUUGAUAGUUGUCUUUCGAAAAUUCCUAGGAUCCCAUCCGUUGUUUCCCAGAUGGAAAACAAGAUGACAAACCCAAGUCUAUAUGGGUUGAAGCAGUUAACUGUGAUACUUCUUGUCCCGUACAAAUCACGUAUACGGAUGAAAAAGCUAUUGGAAGCGGUUCUUUUGGUGUUGUUUACAUUGCUACUUUGUCUGACGAUCGCAAAGUUGCAAUUAAAAAGGUUCUGCAAGAUAAGCGGUAUAAAAACCGUGAAUUACAGAUACUUCGAAAACUUAAGCACUGCAAUAUUGUUUCUCUGUAUUAUUACUUUUAUUCAACAUCAUCGUCAAAACCAAAUGAAACUUACUUAAAUUUAAUACAAGAAUACAUUCCUCAAACAUUGAGUCGCCUUAUCAAACACUACUGGCGUAUUCGGCAGAUAAUUCCACUUGUAUAUGUUAAGUUGUAUAGCUUUCAACUUCUACGUGGAUUGGCCUACAUUCACAAUCAAGGUGUAUGUCAUCGAGAUAUAAAGCCUCAAAAUCUAUUAAUUCAUCCAGAUCAAGGUUUAUUGAAAAUUUGCGAUUUUGGGAGUGCUAAGAUGUUAAAUCCUGAUGAACCAAAUGUUUCGUAUAUCUGUUCAAGGUAUUAUCGUGCACCAGAGCUAAUAUUUGGCGCUACUCAUUAUACUGUACAAAUAGAUAUGUGGUCAGCUGGUUGUGUUAUUGGUGAGCUUUUACUAGGUCGACCACUUUUUCCAGGCGAAUCAGGAGUUGAUCAAUUAGUUGAAAUUAUCAAAGUUCUUGGUACUCCAACGCGUGAACAAAUCCAUGAAAUGAAUCCUCAUUAUAGUGAAUUCAAAUUUCCAAAUAUUCAAGGAUGUUCAUGGGAAAAACUUAUUCGUAAUCGAAGUACCAAUACAGCAGCAUUCUAUGUACUUGGAAAAUUGUUAGUUUACAGUCCCAAAACUCGUAUGACUGCUUGUAAUAUUUUGAGUUGCUGUUUUUUUAAUGAUCUUAUCUUGCCACCACCUGGUCAUUCAAUCGAUGCAACAGGUUAUUUACCUAGUGGUAAACCGGCGCCGAAUUUUUUGAAUCAAUUUACGGAACAAGAAUUAUCAUAUCUUCCAAAAGAGAUGACUACUCGAUUACGAGCAUUAAGAGCUUCAAAAAGUCAAUCUGUUGUAAAUCUUUCAACAUUGGAGAAAUGUGAAUCAAAUAUUUGUAAGAAAAAUAAUUUAUCCACACCAGCAUCAUCAUCUAUACCAAAGUCGGAACGAGUAAAACUUCGUAACUCUAAAACAUCACAUGAAAACUUAAUAACUCCACGUUCAUCUUUACAAUUGCCUAAAGGAAUUAAAAAAGAUCAAAGAUCAUCUGUUAGUAGUAUAUUUACUUGUCGAACUGGAGUUAUAAAUCAAACAAAUUCUGUUCAUCAUAAUCUUUUUCCUAAUAUGAUUUCAUCAGUGAAUGAAAGUCGAUCUAAUCAAUAUGCUAGACGUCCAUCACAAGAUUCUAUGUUAGACAAUUUAAAAACGAAUUCUUCAAAGAUAUUUCAACAAUCACAUUUAUCUUUUUCAACAAAUCAAGUUACAAGUAUUGAUCCUAAAAUUAAUGAUGAAAAAUGUCCAAGUAAUAAUACUAAUACUAUACAUGAAGAUUCCUUUCAAUCAAACUGUACUUCUUAGCAACAAAAAACCAUUCAAAUAAAUGAACCAUGAUACUACUGAAUUACUAUCAUCUUAUUUAUACAUUGUGUAUGUAUAUGAAUAAAUGAAAGAAUGUUUAUCUGGCAAUGUUAUAUACUUUACUAUGCUAUCCAUUUCAAUCAACGGUCACAUCAUAAUGUACUUUUCUCAAAUAGAAUAUCAUUUACUAACAUUUAUUCUCUUAUGUAUAUCCACCUCAGUUUUACAUUUGUAAUAAAUAAUUAAUGUAUUUUGUUACAUAAUCUUCCUACACUAUUUCACCUUUUUUUCUCCCUUUCAUCGUUUCAACUGUAUACAACAUAUUGCUAUUAUCUAUUCUGCAUAUUGUCUCUCUAUCCAGUGAAUCUUUUUUCCCUGUCAUUACACAAUCACUUUUUUUGUUUUACCUUCUCAACAAUUUGUUUGUCUGUUCUUUUUUGUCUCCUUGACUGAUCUUGUUUCAAUUUCUGUCAUCACGAAAACAACGUUAAACUAGAUCUGUUUAAUUACAAUAUUGACAGUGAUAAUUUUUCCUUCUUUUUUUGGUUGUUAUUAUUGUUGUUGUCUAUUUGUUCAACAUGUAAUAAUUGGUCAACUAAUGAGAAGUUGUCUAUUUUCCUCUCUUCUGUUGUGUAUGUAUGUAUGUAUGUAUGUGUGUGUAUCUUAAUUUGUAUAGAUGUGUAUAGUUCCAUCGGACAACAAUUUGUACUAUUUUCAACAUGACAACAAUAUACUACUAUUUUCUUCAUAUUUAGUAAUAACGCACAAUUAGUUAGUUAGUUAGUUAGUAGUAGUACCUCAUGAUGUUGAAACAAUAUUAUCAUCAUUGAAUUCAUCCGAAAAUGAAACUUUAGAUAAUGUACAAAAAUUCCAUUGUAAAAUUCAUUUUGACUUUCAUUUUUGUUGUAUCUUAUUCUCUCUUCAAAUUGUCUAUUCUAUUUCUUUCUAUGAUUAUCAUACAUUAUCUCAUGGACAAUGGGUUAUUUCAUCAUUCUUUAUCCUAAUAUCAAUAUUUCUUCACUCUAUUAUUUAUUAUUCUUAUUCAAUUUUUCAUAGUGCAAUUAUCAUUUUUCUUUCAUUCAUUAUAUAUAUAUGUGUGUGUGAGAGAGAGAGAGAGGGAGAUAGAUCAUUUAAUGAUUAACUUAACUCUUGACAACAAAAAAGAGAUUUUUCCAUCUUUGUUCAAAGUAGUUGAAGGGUCCAUAUAAUAAAACAAUGAUCUGGGAACUAUAUAAAAGAAAUUCCGGAAAUAUGUAUAGAAAGGGAAGGUAAUUGAGUUGAAGGAUUACUCUAAACAAUGUAACAACUUGUUACUUUUUGGAUUUCGCUUGUUUGCCAUGCCGAUGUCACCAUAAAAUCUGAUGUUCCACCGUAAAGUGUUACAGAACUUUCGAAAAUCUCACAUGUUCAUCUUGCUAGAAAUCUGUAGUGACUUCUAAAAUGCAUUGUUAUGUCUUAGUGAAGAUAAAAUUACGGGUAACUUCUGAGAACUAUUGAUGGACUAAUAUUAUACAUAUGUAUAUAUUCCUAUUGUAUAUCUGUAUUCUUAUUAUAAGCUUUAUUUUCACGUAUAUACUAUGAUGAUACAAUUUACUAUUCCUAAGUUGUCCUCAGUUUAUUAAUUACCGUCUCCCACGUUCACAGCCACUUUUUGGCUUGAUCUUGUAUAAAUGUUACUUCCUAUUUUAUGGUAUAAUAAUGCGGUCUGUUUGGCUACUAUAUAAACCAAGUAUGUUUGAAAUAUAUGAUUGAUAUGGCGGAGGUUGAGAUUAGUGUCCUGGACUUAACAGGCAGGGUUAGGCAGUAAGCAGGACCGAUAAGGACUCUAGACUGUUCGUAUUUGUCCCAUGAGUCAUUGGUCCGGUUGAUAAUUCACUGUCUGAAAUAAAUGAUUCACACAGUGGAAGUUGUUAUUGACGUUCUGGACUCGACUGGAAGGGCUAGGGAUACAAAGGACAAAUAGGGACGCUAGGCUGCUCAUACCAGUCGAACGUCAUUGGUUUGACACAGUACUAAGAUUGAAUAAGUCGUAUUUCGAUUGGCGAAUAAAUCACGUGAUAAUUAGCCGAGCUUAAAGAUACAACACAUUCAAUAAAUGUCUUGUGACACUUUUCGUUUCACAAUUUAUAAUUCUGUCGAUAGUACUUGCGUCCUAGAAUUGAAUAUAUGUAUCUCGUACAUUGUGUACGAUAACUUAAACUGACAAACA